Messenger RNA from Penicillium pulvis, 1494 nucleotides. RefSeq lists its product as uncharacterized. Gene Ontology annotation, molecular function: transmembrane transporter activity. Gene Ontology annotation, biological process: transmembrane transport. The transcript has 6 exons. Lineage: Eukaryota; Fungi; Ascomycota; Eurotiomycetes; Eurotiales; Aspergillaceae. The record is from RefSeq and is a predicted model, not a curated record. Gene Ontology annotation, cellular component: membrane. Bases 1 to 1494 code for a protein of 497 amino acids.
AUGGCUUCUAUCAGUGAAAAAAAGGAAGUCGACGCGGCUACCAGUCCUGAAGCGAAGCAUGUUACUACUUCGCCGUCAUCCAGUAGUGUUGCGGAGGCUGUCAGCAUCAACGAAAAGUCUUUACUUCGCAAGUUAGAUUAUCGGCUGCUACCACCUUUGACACUACUAUACUUGCUAUCAUUUCUAGAUCGAAGCAAUGUUGGAAAUGCGAAACUUGAAGGAAUGACUACCGAUAUUAAAAUGACUGGAGACCAAUACCUCACCGGUCUUACCUUAUACUUCGUCGGCUACGUCCUAUUUGAGAUCCCAUGCAACAUCAUCCUUAAAAAGGCAACACCAAGAACCUGGCUUCCAACCCUAACUCUGAUAUGGGGAGUGGUCGCAACUUUACUGGGCGUGGUCCAGAAUUACUCCGGGUACCUCGCCUCACGAUUCUUCCUAGGUGUCGCAGAAAGUGGCCUGUUUCCCGGUGUGGUCUACUAUAUCUCGAUGUGGUAUAAGCGAAAUGAGCAGCAUUAUCGAGUUAGUCUGUUUUUUAGCGCUGCGAGUCUUGCAGGUGCUUUUGGUGGUGUCCUUGCUUGGGGAAUCUCGCACAUGGAUGGCGUUGGGGGUUAUAGUGGAUGGCGAUGGAUAUUUAUUUUGGAAGGACUGGUCACCGUGAUCGCUUCUGUUAUCGCUUACUUCUGGGUAUACAACUACCCAUCGACGGCGGAAUUCUUAUCACCCGAGGAGCGAGAAUUCAUUCAAUUCCGUUUGAAGAAUGAUAAUGAUGCCACGCGGGAUGAGAGCUUCACCUGGUCUGCAGUACUGGAUGCGUUCAAGGAUCCAAAGGUCUGGCUAUACUGUCUAGGCUUCCAUACCAUGUCGCUGCCAUUAUACACAUUGUCCCUUUUUCUGCCCACUAUUAUCAAGGAACUUGGAUACUCAGCGGCUGAAGCACAACUCCUCUCCGUCCCUCCCUAUGCCGUAGCCUUCGUGAUGACGCUAAGUGUCGCCGUCGCGUCGGAGAAGCUUCGCGUCCGUGCGCCCUUUAUCAUGGGCACAUCGGCCCUCGCCUGCAUCGGCUAUAUUCUGCUGCUAACCGACCACAGAGCCGGCGUGUCCUAUGUGGGUACGAUCUUUGCUGCUGCGGGUAUUUAUCCAUCGGUCGCUAUCGUGCUGUCUUGGCCUGCGAACAAUGUUUCUGGGCAGACGAAGCGGUGUAUUGCCAAUGCGCUACAGAUCAGUGUUGGGAAUAUCGGUGCCGUGAUUGGGACGCAGUUGUACCGCACUGAAGACAGUCCGCGAUAUUUCCUUGGACAUGGCUUUGCACUAGGAUAUUUGGUUGCUAACAUCUUUGUUGUUGGCAUUUUGUGGUUGGUGCUGCGGCGGGAGAAUGCUGGAAAGGUUCGGGAGAUGGAUGCUAAGGGGUUGAAGCCGUUUGGCGAGGAUAUUGGGGAUGGAGAGGGUGAGUUCUUGGGUGACAAGGAUCCUCGGUGGUUGUUUCAGACAUAA